Messenger RNA from Otolemur garnettii (small-eared galago), 2888 nucleotides. It is a transcript of the gene CCDC39, whose product is annotated as coiled-coil domain containing 39. Bases 60 to 2888 code for a protein of 942 amino acids. The record is from RefSeq and is a predicted model, not a curated record. NCBI's taxonomy places the organism in Eukaryota, Metazoa, Chordata, Mammalia, Primates, Galagidae. The transcript is spliced from 20 exons. Gene Ontology annotation, cellular component: axoneme. Gene Ontology annotation, biological process: cilium-dependent cell motility; inner dynein arm assembly; cilium movement.
UACCGGACCGCGCGUCUCGGCUCCGCACCGCGUCUCGAGCUCCCUGCCGGUGUGCAGGCAUGAGUAGAGAGUUCCUCGCGGAGCUGCACUGGGAGGAUGGCUUCGCCAUCCCGGUGGCGAAUGAGGAGAACAAGACACUGGAAGAUCAGUUGUUAAGGCUGCAGAAUGAAAGAGCAAACUUGCAAACUCAGUUACACGACUAUGAAGAUCGAAUUAAGGCUAUGGCAUCUCACUUCAAAAAUGUUAAUCAAGAGUUCUCAUUUACACAGUCUCUUUACAACGCAAGGGAGCAAGAGAUUAAAAGUGAAGAACAUUUCAAAGCUAUUGCUCAAAGGGAAUUGGGACGAGUGAAAACUGAAAUCCAGCGCCUCGAGAAUGAGAUGACCUCUAUCCAGGAAAAGAAAAAUGAUAAAGAAAAUGGAAUAUUUAAAGCUACUCAGAAAAUGGAUGGUUUGAAAUGUCAAAUGAACUGGGACCAGCAAGCAUUGGAGGCUUGGUUAGAAGAAUCAGCUCAUAAAGACAGUGAUGCCCUCACUCUUCAGAAGUAUGCAAAACAAGAUGAUAAUAAAAUUAGGGUGCUGACUCUGCAGUUAGAAAGACUAACUGUGGAAUGUCAUCAGAGAAGAAAGUUACUUGACAAAGAACUUACAGAGACUUUAAGUGCACAGUUAGAAUUGGAUAAAGCAGCACAAGAUUUUCGCAAGAUUCAUACUGAAAGGCAAGAACUGAUUCAGCAGUGGGAGAAUACGAUAGAGCAGAUGCAGAAGAGAGAUCACGACAUAGACAGCUGUGCUUUGGCAUUAGCAAGAACAAAACAAGAAACAAGAGAAAAGGAAAAUUUGGUUAAGGAAAAAAUUAAGUUUUUGGAAAAUGAGAUUGGGAAUAACGCAGAGUAUGAGAAAAAAAUAACUGUUGCUGAUCGCAAACUUUUAAAAUGUAGAACGGAAUAUCAGAACCACGAGACGAGUAGAGGGCAGCUGAAGGAUGAGCUGGAUUCUUUAAAAGCCACUGUGAAUAGAACAUCUAGUGAUUUAGAAUCUCUGAGGAGAAAUAUUUCCAAAAUAAAGAAGGACAUUCAGGAAGAAACAGCAAGGUUACAGAAAGUUAAAGAUCAUAAUACUAAUGCAAAAAAAAAAUUAAAGACGAUAACUGAGAAAACCAUGUCUGUUGAAGAGAAAGCUACCAAUUUGGAAGAUAUGUUGAAGGAAGAAGAAAAAUCUGUAAAGGAAGUGGACAUUCAAUUGAAACUCGUAAAAGAUGUGCUUUUUAAGAAAGUUGAGGAGUUAAAGGCUGAGAUAAUCAAAGAAAAGGCUGUUUUAUCAGAAGUCGAAGGAACCCGUUCCUCUCUCAAACAUCUCAACCAUCAGUUAUACAAACUGGAUUUUGAAACUUUAAAGCAGCAAGAAAUUAUGUACAGCCAGGAUUUUUGUAUUCAACAAAUGGAGAGGAGAAUGUCACGGUUAAAGGGAGAAAUUAAUUCAGAAGAAAAACAAGCCCUUGAAACAAAGGUUGUUGAACUUAAGAAGUCAUUGGAGGAGAAAAAAGCUACAUUUGGCCUUUUGGAAACAGAGAUCAAGAAGCUUCAUAAUGAUCUUCAUUUUAUCAAGAAAUCAAACAGUAAAAACUGUGAGGAAAAGCAGUCCCUUAUGACCAAAAUUAAUGAAUUAAACCUUUUUAUUGAAAAAUCAGAAAAAGAACUUAAAAAAGUCAAAGCUGCAAAACAGGAUUUGAUGAUAGAGGACAAUCUUCUGAAACUUGAAGUCAAGCGUGUUCGCGAAAUGCUUUACAGUAAAGCAGAAGAAGUUCUCUCCCUGGAAAAACAAAAACAGCAGUUAUGCACAGCUAUGGCAGAAAGAACUGAAGAAAUUAAAGUUCACCAAACAAUGCUGAUGUCCCAAAUAAGAUUUGUUGAUCAAGAACGGCAAAACAUAAGUUCUGAGUUUCAUGAUCGCCUAAGUAAAAUAGAUAAGCUGAAGAAUAGAUAUGAAAUUCUUACGGUUGUUAUGCUGCCUCCCGAAGGAGAAGAGGAGAAAACACAGACCUAUUAUGUAAUAAAGGCUGCUCAAGAAAAGGAAGAACUUCAAAGGGAAGGUGACAGUUUGGAUGCGAAGAUCAACAAAGCUGAGAAGGAAAUCUAUGCUCUAGAAAACACCCUGCAGGUGCUCAACAGCUGCAACAAGCAUUACAAGCAAUCCUUUAAAAAAGUGACUCCAUCUAGUGGGGAGUAUGAGCUAAAAAUUCAGCUAGAAGAACAAAAAAGGGCUGCUGCUGAAAAGUACAGAUACAAACAACGACUCAUCAGAGAACUGCAAGAAGAUAUCCAGAGCAUGGAAAAUACUUUUGAAGUUAUCAAGCAUUUAGAAAAUAAUACCAAAGGAAAAUUUUCAGAGAAGCAGGCUUAUUUGAUUCAACUUAGUAAAGAAACUGAGGAUCAGAAGCCAAAAUUAGAAAGAGUAACUAAACAGUGUGCAAAACUCACAAAAGAAAUACGUUUUUUGAGAGACACAAAAGAUGAGACAAUCGAAGAACAAGACAUCAAACUUCGUGAAGUGAGACAGUUUCACAAGGUCAUUGAUGAAAUGUUGAUUGAAGUCACAGAAGAAAACACUGAGAUCCGUAUUAUCCUUCAAACAUACUUUCAAGAGAAUGGGCUGGAAUUCCCUACAGCCAGUACUAGGGGCAGCCAUCAGAGUUCUAGAGCUUCUUCACACGCGUCACUGCCCUCAGUCAGGUCAUCUAGGAGUACAAACACGUCAGCUUCGCAGACUUCAGUUAAAGUAACAGAGUUCAACUUCCCAGGCUCCUCUACACCAGCGGACGGCGCUUCUAGGCCAGCCAGUGCUAGUAGUAGCUCUAGUAAUGGUAAAAGCAAAAAGAGCCCCAAGUAA